AAUGCUACGUGUCUUGAAGUUUCCAAACUCUCCCUCUUCGUUCUGAUUAAUAUCUGCGGGCUAACCAUCUCUCUGCUUCAGUCUACUAUAAAGUAACACAGCCCGUCUUGUCGUCACAAGUCCUAACCUUCAGCGAUCCUUAACACCGAACCAAUCUGUAUGAUGUCUGGAAACAAAAAGCAGCGAACGGUUCUCCAAAGGUCGACCAACGUGGUGCUGCAGGCCCACCACGUGAGCCGGAGCAAAAGAGGCCAGGUGGUGGGCACCCGCAGCGGCUUCCGAGGAUGCACCGUCUGGCUGACCGGUCUGUCCGGUGCCGGGAAGACCACGAUCGGUUUCGCUCUGGAGGAGUACCUGGUCACCCACGGGAUCCCCUGCUACUCCCUGGACGGCGACAACAUCCGCCACGGACUGAACAAGAACCUGGGCUUCACCUCCACCGACAGGGAGGAGAACAUCCGGCGCAUCGCCGAGGUGGCCAAGCUGUUCGCCGACGCUGGCCUGGUGUGCAUCACCAGCUUCAUUUCCCCCUUCACUAAGGAUCGGGAUGAAGGCAGGAAGAUCCACGACAGCGCCGGGCUGCCGUUCUUCGAGGUGUUUAUCAACGCCCCCCUGGAGGUGUGUGAGGAACGGGACGUCAAAGGCCUCUACAAGAAGGCCCGCGCCGGCGAGAUUAAAGGCUUCACUGGCAUUGACUCUGACUAUGAGAAGCCAGAAGCCCCUGAACUGGUGCUGAAAACCGGGGAGAUCAGUGUCAAUGAGUGCAUCCAGCAAGUGGUGGACCUCCUGAAAGAGCAGGGUAUUGUGCCGACCGGCCUCAUGGAAGAGGUGAACGAGCUGUUCGUGUCCGAAAAUAAGCUCAACCUGGCCAUCGCCGAUGCCCGCACCCUGCCCACCCUCAGCAUCACCAAGCUGGACCUGCAGUGGGUACAGGUGUUAGCAGAGGGCUGGGCCACCCCCCUUAAGGGCUUCAUGAGAGAGAGGGAGUACCUGCAAGUCCUGCACUUUGGCACGCUGCUCGACGGUGGCACCAUCAAUCUGUCCGUGCCCAUCGUCCUGCCCGUUUCCACGGAGAAGAAGCAGAGCCUGGACGGCUGUGCUGCCUUUGCCCUGGAGUACCAGGGUCACAGGGUGGCAAUUCUCCGCAACCCCGAGUUCUACGAGCACCGCAAGGAGGAGCGUUGUUCCAGGCAAUGGGGGACGUGUUGUCCGCAGCACCCUUAUAUCAAGAUGGUAAUGGAAGGCGGUGAUUGGCUGGUUGGUGGCGACCUGGAAGUGCUUGAACGAAUCAAGUGGAAUGAUGGUCUGGACCAGUAUCGUUUGACUCCCCAGGAACUGAAACAGAAAUUCAAGGCAAUGAAAGCAGACGCCAUCUUCGCGUUCCAGCUGCGCAACCCCGUGCACAACGGGCACGCCCUGCUGAUGCAGGACACCAAGCGGCGGCUGCUUGAGCGGGGCUACCAGCGGCCGGUGCUGCUGCUGCACCCGCUGGGCGGCUGGACCAAGGACGACGACGUGCCGCUGGACUGGCGCAUGAAGCAGCACGCCGCCGUGCUGGAGGAGGGCGUGCUGGACCCGGCCUGCACCAUCGUGGCCAUUUUCCCCUCGCCCAUGAUGUACGCUGGGCCUACGGAGGUUCAGUGGCACUGCAGGGCCCGGAUGAUAGCCGGCGCUAACUUCUACAUAGUAGGCAGAGACCCAGCUGGCAUGCCCCACCCGGAGACCAAACAGGACCUGUACGAGCCCACCCAUGGGAGCAAGGUGCUGACCAUGGCUCCCGGCCUCACCUCCGUGGAGAUUAUCCCCUUCAGAGUCGCGGCCUACAACAAAGUCAAGAAGGGCAUGGACUUCUACGACAAAGAGCGACACAGCGAGUUCGAGUUCAUCUCCGGAACCCGCAUGAGGAAGCUGGCGAGGAGCGGGGAGAACCCGCCCGACGGGUUCAUGGCUCCAAAGGCGUGGAAGGUCCUCACGGAAUACUACUCCUCUCUACAGAAGGACCAGUGAAUGGUCCAUCUCGCUUCUCCAAAAGGCAUUGGGUCCUACUUAGGCGCAAGGAAAUGAAACAUUCCAGUAUCUGAAUCUUUCUUUUUUUACUUUUCCUUUUUUUUCAUGUGUUAUGUUUAGUCUAAAAGCAUAUGUGUUUUAUGAUAUAAAUGUAAAGCUGCCUUUCUUACCUGCAUGGUUUCAUAAUUUAUUUACAUUCUUGAUUCUGUGAUCAUUUCAGUCGUGGUGACGAAGGUGCUAGGAAGCAGAUGAGGGUGUUUUUUACUCUGUUGUCAGAAGUGCUGUUGAAACCGUAAGUGUGAUUACAGCUGUGGUAUAUGGCAAGCAGUACUUGUGACACAUGCUUGUGUGCUGUGGUUUUCAAGUUGUGCAAUUCUUAGGAAGGGAAGAAGUGAGGUUAUGUCUGGUCCCUGGCUUGGGAUUUCCCUUCCCAUUAUAAAUAAAUGAGGUACAUGCGUCAACUCAUUGUCACUUGGAUAUAGCACAGAAAUCAACAUUUUUUCUGUCAAGCUGACUUCUGUGUCAACUGCGUUCUGUAGACAGAUUCCAAAUGUGACAUACACUCAGUGGCCAUUUCAGUACACUUAUCUAGUAUGGGGUAGGACCCCUUUUUGCCUCCAGAACAGCCUGAAUUAUUCAACAAGGUUCUGGAAACAUUCCUUAGGGAUUUCCGUCCAUGCUGAUUGCAUCAUACAGUUCCAGCAGAUUUUUCAGCCGCACAUUCAUGCUGUGAACUCUCAUUCCGCCUUGUAACAGAGAUAUUCUAUUGCAUUGAGAUGUGGGGACUGUGCAGGCCAUUGGAGUAAACUGAAGUUACUCUCAUGUUUGUGGAACCAUCUUGAAGCAAGGCAGGUGGAUCAUGGAUUCAUGAUGUUAACGUCAAAUUCUGACCGUACCAUCUACAUGGCACAACAGAGAUGAUGUCAGUCUAGUUUUGGUGAUGUUGUGCCCACUGUAGCCUCAUCUUCCUGUUCUUAGCUUACAGGAGUGGAACCUGAAAUGAUCUUGUGCUGCUGUAGCCCAUCUGCUUCAGAGUUUGACACGUUGUGUGUGCAGAGGCACAGAUGCCCUUCUGCACACCACUGUUGUAAACAACUGUCAUUUCAGCAUUCAUGGGCUUUCGGUUCGCUUGAGUGAGUCUACCUCUGACCUCUCUCAUAAAAAAGGUGUUUUCACCCACAGAACUGCUGUUCACUGGAUUUUUGUUUAUCGCACCAUCCUCUGUAAACACUAGAGGCUCUAGUGCGUGACAAUCCCAGAAGGGCAGCGGUUUCUGAGAUCACAUCUUCCACCAACAAUCAUGCUAUGGAGAAAGUCACUUAUCAUGUGUCUUGCCCAUUCUAAUGCUUAGUCCAGCAACAACUAAACCUCUUCACAUGUCUGCGUGCUUUAUAUACCGGUUGCAGUGGGUGUUUGGAGGAGUAGGCUAUUUGCAUUAAUUUGCAGGAAUACCUAAUAAACUGACCACUGAGGGUAGACUGAUGAGAACCUGUCACUGUAUUAGAUGCCAGAACAUGGCUUAAAAUAUGUCAUAUGAAAUUACUUAAGUUUUUAACCGAUAUGCAUUUUUUAAAAACAUUUGCUAAAUCCUAAACAUUUCCAGUUGCUUGCUAAUUAUAUUUUCAAUAGCUGCCAAUGUUACAAUUGUCAUUAUUUUAUGUAGUAAUGUAUUAUUAUUUUCAAAUCCUCUUUUUUGUGUUGUGUUUACUCUGUAAGAAAGGACAAUUCAUGCCAUCAGUUACAAAUUCAAUGGUUAAUUCCUGUAUCCUGUACACAAAACUCAAGUGCCUUUUUCUGUUGAAUGUCAAUAUGAAUGUACUACUGUGCUUUUUGUUACCUUUCUAUUUAAAGCUGUGAUUGGAUGCCCAAUGAAUGAUGUAAUCUGAAAUUUACAUAUUUUCAUAUCUGAAUUUACCUGAUGAGUAACUAAAGGUAAGGGACCAUCAAGUGUAUAGGGUUUGCCUGCAACAAUGGGGAUGCUUCACAUGUGUGAAGGAUAAAAAAAAGUAUUUAUUAAUGUCAAUCUUUGUGCCUUAACUGAUUAUCUUUUAAUAUUUACAGUAGCUGCUUACCAUUUAAAAUUUAUAAACCAGAGUUUUAGUAGAAAUUAAAACUUUACAUUUA
Messenger RNA from Anguilla rostrata (American eel), 4131 nucleotides. It is a transcript of the gene papss2b, whose product is annotated as 3'-phosphoadenosine 5'-phosphosulfate synthase 2b. Gene Ontology annotation, molecular function: sulfate adenylyltransferase (ATP) activity; adenylylsulfate kinase activity; ATP binding. The coding region runs from base 160 to 2007 and encodes 615 amino acids. NCBI's taxonomy places the organism in Eukaryota, Metazoa, Chordata, Actinopteri, Anguilliformes, Anguillidae. Gene Ontology annotation, biological process: sulfate assimilation; 3'-phosphoadenosine 5'-phosphosulfate biosynthetic process. The record is from RefSeq and is a predicted model, not a curated record. The transcript is spliced from 12 exons.